AUGGUUCACGGCGCACCGGUCGGUAAAGUAAACUACGGCGCUAGAAGUACCAAGCGUCGUCGUCUAGAGGAAGACACCAGUAACACCUACUCGGACGAAGACGAAUCGGAAUCGUCUAGCUCCAGUGAUAUCAAUAGAACCAAUAAGACCAGUAAGACCAGUGAGAUAGGUUCCCGCGUCUCUUCCGACGACGUCUCGUCUAACGCCUCUACCACCACCAAAAUCACCUCCGCCGAGAAGAAGCUAAAAAGAGAGAAGAAACGUAUUAAGAGCAUUAAGUCGGAGGUGAAGGCCUUAAAGCGGGAGAAGGCAAAGGAAAAGAAGAAGAAGAACAAGAAGAACAAGAAGACCAAGAAGACCAAGGGCUUAGAGAACGCCGAGCGAGACGAUAGCAGCACCAACGAAGAUAUAGAUAAAAGCGACGAGGAAGAUAAUGAGAGCGAUAAGGAAGAUAAUAAGAGCGACGAGGAAGAUGAUAAGGGCAGCAGUGAUAACAAUGAGCAAUCUAGAGCAGAAGAGAGUGAUAACAGUACCGAUGAAGUGAAGCCGAAGAAGAAGGCGAAGGUUACCUUUCGCUUAUCAAAGGCCACACCCAUCGAGCAGCCGAGUAAGAAGUCACUUAGUCGAACACUAUAA
Messenger RNA from Exophiala xenobiotica, 636 nucleotides. RefSeq lists its product as uncharacterized. Lineage: Eukaryota; Fungi; Ascomycota; Eurotiomycetes; Chaetothyriales; Herpotrichiellaceae. The record is from RefSeq and is a predicted model, not a curated record. Bases 1 to 636 code for a protein of 211 amino acids. The transcript is spliced from 3 exons.